UCAGCUCAGAUGAAAUAUGCUUUUAGAAUUUCCGAGUAUUUGUGAUGCACUUGAAGGCAGCAACGUCACACAAAUGGCGGACGUUGUAAACACAGCUAACAGUUUCUCCGGGGCCAAAGUGAAAGCUGUGUUUUUAACAUGGACAGUGUAGAGUUUGACCGGUUGGACAGCUUGGAGGGGUGGGUGGCAGUUAAAAGUAACAUAUUUGAAGAGAAUGAGCCCUUUAAGUUGGGUUUUAUCGUCCAGUGGAACGCUAUCGAGUCGAAGUUCGCAGUAACCUGCCACAACCGGACGUUACAGCGGCAGAAACGUAAGGCUGAGGUCCCCGCCGGUGGCGAGCCUCAGAUGAGCUGGGCAGGACUGUUCUCCGUGAACGACCUGAAACACGUCCACCAACAGUUCACAUGCGUGGCGGACGUCCUGGGCGGCUGCUUCCCGGAUUUAUCCGACUUUGGGGAAAGUAACAUUUGGGACUUGCUGCUGUCGAAUCGGAAGUCCGGUCCGGAGGAUGACGAACAGAGAGACUUUGACAUGCCGUGCAGGAAGCUGGAAAAAUACUUCAGCACAGCCAUUGACCUGUGCGGGAGAAAGAUCGUCCUGGAGACUCUGUUCACCCAGGAUGAGAGGGAUGUGGAUGAGUACUUUGAAAAUCUACAGGAGUUCAAAAAGAAGACCAUGCAGGAGGAGAUGUCAAGGGCCAAGGGUCACCUGAAGGAGCUGCUGCAGACUCACAGCACCACUAAUGGGAUGGUGGCACUGCUGAGCAUCUAUGAGAAGGAAGAUGAAGCCUAUCAGGACCUGGUUACUGUCGCCACCAGCUUCUUCCAGUACCUGCUGCAACCCUUUAGAGACAUGAGAGAACUGGCCUGCCUUUACAAGAUGGAGAUUCUGAAAUCUUUGGAGUUUGAGGAGUUGGGUCCCAAGAGGAUUGCAGCUCUGGAGAAGGAGGCGGAGGAGUGGAGAAUGAAAGCAGAGGAUGCAGUCGCCUCCAUUCAGGACAUCACUGUCAACUACUUUGCACAGACUUCAAAGGCCCUGGCUGGCAUGGUAAAGCAGAUGGAGGAGGAUAAGAAACGUUUUGGAUCCGCUGCCUGGGCGUCUGCAGCUCCCAGACUGGAGAAGCUGCGCUUCCUUUUAGCUAAGGAAACCUUGCAGCACAUGCGAGCAGCAGAGAUGUGCCUCAGCCGCAAGAAGGAUGCCAUCAAAGAGCGGCUGGAGAACUUGUCAGGGAGAGUCCAGAACCAGAGAGCUGAGCAGGGGUCGGCGUUUGAGGCCGGUCAGAAACGCGACACAGUGGACCAGCUUGAACUGCAGUUCUAUGAAACCCAGCUGGAACUUUAUGACGCCAAGUUUGAGAUCCUGAAGAAUGAGGAGCAGCUGCUGGUGGCUCAGAUAGACACCCUGCGUCGACAAAUUAAAGAGCUGAAGGAGGAGGUGGUGUACUACGAUGUGUGUGAGGAUCAGGAGGAGCUGCAGAGCAUGGUCCACACAGCGCUGCAACAGGCCGAACCGCCACUAAUGCGUCAGCUCAAACGACGCCUGCAGACCCUGGAGACCAAGAGGGGCAACAUCUGUGCUCGGAGGGCUUACCUGAGGAACAAAAAGGAUCAGUGCAUGGACGCCCAGGAGCAGAAGCAGCAGGCGGCCAAGCACAGCUCGAUAGUCUUCAACCAGCAUCAUCAGGUCCACCUGAAACGGGAGAAGAGGAAAGAGGAGGAGCAGAGGAGGAAGGAGUGGGUGGACCAGGAGCGAGAGAAGACCCUGAGCAGAUUACGAUCCUUCAGAGAGAAGCGACAGGGACAGUACAUCCUGAAGACGCCUCAGUCCAGGAAGUCUCCCUCAGAAGUGUCCUGUCCCUCCCAGCCGUUGUCCAUCAUCAGCCUGUCUCCGUCUGACUCUCCUGACGAGCCGUCCGCCGUCCGCCCGGCUCCUAGACGCAGCAAAACACCCAAAAAGCAGCAGCCUAAAGACAUCCCUGUUCAGAUCUUCUCUGCGCCGCCUCCGCCAACAUUAACCUGCCCCACUGCGCCGCCGCCACCUCCUCCUCCUCCUCCACCUCCACCACCGCUUCCACCACCGCCUCCUGCCAUUCCACCUCCGCCUGUCCGAGCUCCACCUUCCCCCCAGGACACGCCGAUGCCUCUCAGCGAAAAGGAGAAGCCUCCUUUUCCAGCCAAGAACACGCUCAAGCAAAACAUAGGAACUAUGGAUGAAGUGUUGGCCUCGCUGCAACGCGGACAGAUUAAACUGCGAAAGGUUCCCGAUGCUACGGACAACUCUGGGUUAGACGCGAGGAGCAAUCUGAUGUCCGCCAUCCGAGAGGGAGUCAAACUGAAGAAGGUGGUUCCCACGCGAGAGGAAGUCCCGAGCGGCGCCGACAACGAGCUGGAGCGCAGCAUCAAAGCCGCCAUGAUGAGGAUGAAGAAGGUGGCGGCUGACUCGGACGACGAGGACCGAGGCGACGACGACGACUCGCAGAGCGCCGACUGGGACAGCUGAGAACACAAACCUGCAGAAGAAGCCGCUCUGACACAAACCCAGCCCCCACUCCCCCCCCAAAUCCCUUCCUUCACGGCUUGUCUGCCCGAAGCUCGUGCUACGGCCAGAUUUAACCAAAAACACGCUGCUGCUGCUUCUUCUUCGUCUGACAAGAACGGGAUUACGCCUCUUCCGACUUAAACGCUUUAGUUUGUUGGAGCUGUCGCGCACUAAUCCCAUUGGUCCUCCUAAAGCAGCACCGAGAUGUAAGAGAUCCAAAAAGGCUCCGAUCCGGCUAAGUACUAAGAGAGAGAAUCGGGAUUUAAUCUCUUCUGAAACCUUUUUUUUUUCCUAGUUCUGGGAGGAUUCUUAAAGUGAAUGGCUAAAUGGGAUGUUCUGCAUUAUAAAGCAAAGGCGGUCGGCGGCACUGAAGCGCAGCGUGUGAAUGAUUGAAACUUACACAGCCGUCUGCCUGAAGGCCUGUAGUGAAGCUGCUGCUCAGCAGGGAGAAACUAAUUCCUCUGUCAUAUUUCUGAAUCUUAACUCAGUAUCUUGAAUGUAGUAAACGCGUUUCCUCAGAUAUAAUCCAGCCGCUGUAUUCCGGAGUAUUUACUGUAAACUAUGAAGAGCAGUGGUGUGUAAAGCCUUCAGCGUUGUUUGUACUACAAGCUGCCGUGUCCAAGUAAUCAGCUAAUUCUUCCUUCACCACGCCACAAGUAAAGAGAUCAAUUAGAAAUGAAGGAUACCUUUUUUUUUUUUUUUUUUAUAAAUAUGUGCAAUAACGACCCAUCUAAUCAUCUAAGCCUUGGUUUGAAUUGAUUUCUGACAAAAAGCAUUAAAAUGGUUCAGAGUAAAUAAAACGUCUGUUCACUGAGCUGCACUGGAAACACAUGUACUGGUUUAUGAAAAAUAAACCCAGAUAUGAAACCUUU
Messenger RNA from Poecilia reticulata (guppy), 3410 nucleotides. RefSeq names its product WASP homolog associated with actin, golgi membranes and microtubules (gene whamm). Gene Ontology annotation, cellular component: cytoplasm; endoplasmic reticulum-Golgi intermediate compartment membrane. The record is from RefSeq and is a predicted model, not a curated record. Gene Ontology annotation, molecular function: actin binding; Arp2/3 complex binding. NCBI's taxonomy places the organism in Eukaryota, Metazoa, Chordata, Actinopteri, Cyprinodontiformes, Poeciliidae. Gene Ontology annotation, biological process: Arp2/3 complex-mediated actin nucleation; endoplasmic reticulum to Golgi vesicle-mediated transport.